AUCUCUUCACGCUCUCAUGCACCGUGUAUUGUACCAGAAUACACGCUUUGAUCCAUCAGCGCGGUACCAGUCACGUGCUGCCGCACUUUAGCGCGACUACUGAACCCUGAUAACGACUCAUUGCGAAUAAAAAGUUAAGUGCAUAACGACUGUGCAUUCAUGUUCAACAGUAUUUUCCGCACUCGAUCACUGAAACAGGCAGCAAACAUUCGACAUCACGUCAAUGCGUCUACGUCGCCAGCCAUGGAUACCCGAAUUCUACCAGUUGAUGUGGGCAAGAUUGGCUCUAUGAGGGCCAAGUCAGCAACGAACGAUAUCCUGGAUGAGCUCGAUUUCCAGAUCGACGACGAGUCCAUAGACGCACAGAACCUCCAGCAGGCUGCAAAGGACCUCAAGACUUCCGAUGUGCCCGUCGCUUUUCCAACGGAGACAGUAUAUGGCCUGGGCGCUGAUGCCACCAGGAGUGACGCAGUCAAAGGCAUUUACAAGGCUAAGCAAAGACCUUCUGACAAUCCACUCAUUGUGCAUUUCCAUUCUCUGCAACAGCUUAGAUCCCUGCUUCACGGCCACGCGUCAUCUGAGGCCAACGGUGUGGGCGAAGACCCCAUACCAGCCAUUUAUCACUCACUGAUCUCGCGAUUCUGGCCUGGACCUCUCACGAUCAUCUUGCCAAAUCCAAGCAAUUCUCCACUUGCUCCAGAAGUCACGGCAGGCUUGCAGACAUUCGGUGCGCGCAUGCCAAGGCAUCCCCUUGCACUCGCUCUCCUGUCACUUGCCGAUAUCCCGGUAGCUGCACCGUCUGCGAACGCUUCUACCAAACCUUCUCCCACUGCUGCGGAGCAUGUAGCAUACGAUCUCGAGGGACGAAUAUCGACAAUAUUAGAUGGUGGGCCAUGUGAUGUAGGCGUCGAAAGCACCGUUGUGGAUGGCAUCUCCCAGCAACCACCCGUUGUUCUGCGGCCAGGCGGCAUCAGUCUGGAGCAGAUCCGCUCAUGUCCUGGCUGGGAGGACACGCAAAUUGGAUACAAAGACACCUCGGAGAAAGGAGCACAACCUCGAGCUCCUGGCAUGAAAUAUAGGCACUAUUCUCCAAAGGCGACUGUCGUGCUCUUUGAAGCUGGAAAAAGCCCGCCAUCGAGUGACGAGCUCAAAGCUCACAUAGGGGAAAAGGCGAGAAUCGGACUUGUGCGCACAAAAUUGUGGCAACUCGACAUCUCUGCUUCAAACGCAAUAACGGUACACGAAAGUGGCACCAAGGGAAACAUGGUCGAACGCACAUCAUCAGAACAGGGAGCAGGAUUCGCGGGCAUGUUGAAGACCUUGCAAGAGACCAAUUGGUCCAAGAUCGUUCCAACGAAGCACGCGGCCAGCAUCGCUGGUAACCCUGUUGAACUCGUUGAUGUCGCACUGGGAGAUGAUACAGAGGAUGUCGCCCGGGGCAUCUUCUCGGCUUUGCGAGAUCUGGACAGAUUAGAUGUCGAUGCGAUCUUCGUGGAAGGCAUUGACGAUAAUGAAGGAUCUCUAGCUGCCGCCGUCAUGAACCGACUACGCAAAGCAGCUGAGGUCCGAGUGAAAGAUUGAUGAGGAAGAACCCCAUAGCCUACGAUGACAUGCAAGACACGCAAGACUCAAAAACGAUUUCUGUACACAGCAGACCUCUAGCCGGAGGACUACAUUAACACAAGGGUUGAUUCAAGCACAUCAUUCUGCAGCGAGAUACCCCAGAGUCUUGGCAAGUCUCCGUGCGCGACCAAUCCCAACGUUCAGAGCCUCGGUUUCCGGC
This is a messenger RNA of Cercospora beticola, 1783 nucleotides long. RefSeq names its product threonylcarbamoyladenylate synthase (gene SUA5). Gene Ontology annotation, biological process: regulation of translational fidelity. Gene Ontology annotation, cellular component: cytoplasm. Gene Ontology annotation, molecular function: double-stranded RNA binding; nucleotidyltransferase activity; tRNA binding. The record is from RefSeq and is a predicted model, not a curated record. NCBI's taxonomy places the organism in Eukaryota, Fungi, Ascomycota, Dothideomycetes, Mycosphaerellales, Mycosphaerellaceae.